This is a messenger RNA of Microdochium trichocladiopsis, 2520 nucleotides long. Its product is annotated as nucleolar complex-associated protein 3. The transcript has a single exon. Lineage: Eukaryota; Fungi; Ascomycota; Sordariomycetes; Xylariales; Microdochiaceae. Bases 136 to 2193 code for a protein of 685 amino acids. Gene Ontology annotation, molecular function: chromatin binding. Gene Ontology annotation, cellular component: nucleolus. Gene Ontology annotation, biological process: DNA replication initiation. The record is from RefSeq and is a predicted model, not a curated record.
UCAAGUCCUUGCCUACGUGUACCAACAGCCAUUCGAGACAGCCUGACAGCACCUGCUCACGACUCUGAGACAUUGCGCUGGAAAAUUGCUUGAGGCAGCCAUAUCGAAUUUCCGGAACCUAGGUCCUCGCCCGUCAUGAUCAUGGCUUCGCGGCCCUCAAAGAAGAGGAGGAUCACGCCGGAGCCCGAGGCUGAUGAUCGCCAGAACCAGAAGUCGUUCUUCAAGAAUGCCGCCAACUGGGAUCUUGAACAUACCUACGAGUCCAAAGCUGCCAAGAAGGCCAAGAAGAAGGAGCGGGAGACCAGCACCCGGCUACCCAUCAAGCGUGCAGACGCCGUGCACCACGCCCCGGCAGUCCGUGACGACCUCAUCGUCGAAAGCGACGAGGAAUGGCUUGAGGGUGGUCAUGAAGAGUCGGAUCCAGAGGAAGAGGACGAGGAGCCCGAGGAGGACGUGCCCGUUGUGCCCGAGCACAUACAGAUCCGGGAGGCCAAGGAGGAGCUCGCCAAGAUAGCUCUUAUGCUCAACGAAACCCCCGAGGAGAACGCAGGUGCCUUCAAGGCUCUCGCCAAGAUCGGCCAGUCCAAGAUUCUGGCGAUCCAAAAGAUCGCCCUCGCCACGCAGCUGGCCGUGUACAAGGAUGUCAUCCCGGGAUAUCGAAUCCGCCCUCAAUCAGAAGAAGGGCCUCAGGAGAAGCUUUCCAAAGACGUGCGGUCUCUGCGCAGCUACGAGCAGGCUCUCGUACUGGGAUAUCAGAAUUACAUCAAGGAACUCGCGAAGCACGCAAAGGCUGGUCGGAAAGCGCCACAGCCAGGCGCCAAACCCGCCAAGGGGCAGAGCCUGGGAAGUAUCGCCAUCACCUGUGCCUGCACCCUGCUGACCAGCGUGCCGCACUUCAACUUUCGCAACGAGGUCGUCAAGAUCCUUGUUGGCAAGAUCAGCACAAGGAGGGUCGACGAUGACUUCAACAAGUGUCUACGAGCGCUCGAGACAUUCUUCCAAGAUGACGAGGAGGGCCGUCCAUCCAUGGAGGCAGUGUCAUUGCUCUCAAAGAUGAUCAAGGCGCGGAACUAUCAAAUCGACGAGAGCGUCAUCAACUUGUUCCUGCAUCUGCGUGUGCUUUCGGAAUUCUCCGGCAAAGGAUCGACGGACACGGUUGAGCGGGACGGCGGCGAGGGACCGAGCAGGAAGAAGUUCAAGAAGGAGUUCCGCACGAAACGAGCACGCAAGGAGAUGAAAGAGCAGAAAGCGCUCGAGAAGGACAUGGCAAAUGCUGAUGCGCUCGUCAGCCACGAGGAGAGGGAUCGCAUGCAGUCGGAGACUCUGAAGCUCGUGUUCGCCACUUACUUCCGCAUCCUCAAGCAGCGCACACCGCAGCUGAUGGGCGCUGUACUCGAAGGUCUGGCAAAGUACUCGCACUUGAUCAACCAGGACUUCUUUGGCGACCUGCUCGAGGCCCUCAAGGACCUAAUCCGCUACAGCGAUGCGCUCGCCGACGCGGACGACGAGAUCGAGGAAGACGCAGAGGAUCGUGAAGAUGGCGUGGACGCACCUGUGCGCAACCCGUCCCGAGAAGCCCUGCUGUGCACCGUCACAGCCUUCGCCCUGCUCGCCGGCCAGGAUGCCCACAACGCCCGAUCGGACUUGCACCUUGACCUGUCCUUCUUCACCACACAUCUCUACCAAACCCUUUUCCCGCUGUCCAUCAACGCGGACCUCGAGCUCGGCGCCAAGUCGCUACACCUGCCCGACCCGGAUGCUCCGCAGUCGUCCGCAGCUGCAGCGAGCCGGAACAAGAACAAGAUCAACCUGCAAACCACGACAGUGCUGCUGAUUCGGUGUCUGACCGCGGUGCUCCUGCCGCCAUGGAACAUCCGGAGUGUGCCACCCUUGCGACUCGCGGCAUUUACAAAGCAGCUCAUGACCACGGCGCUACACACGCCCGAGAAGUCGACACAGGCCAUCCUCGCGCUGCUCACUGACGUCGGCGGUUCCCACGGGCGCAAGAUUGCCAGCCUGUGGAACACGGAGGAGAGGAAGGGCGAUGGCACUUUCAACCCGCUGAGUGACAGCGUUGAGGGGAGCAACCCGUAUGCCGCGACUGUCUGGGAGGGAGAGAUUUUGCGGAGGCAUUACUGCCCCAAGGUGAGAGAGGGGGUCAAGUUGGUGGAGAAGAGUCUUGUGCAGAAGUAAAAAAUGGGUUAAUGAAGAGUAAUAGCUUCAAACAGACAGCAAUUGAAUACUUCUCGAGCGCGAAGGUGCUGUCGUCUGGAGACCUUGAGCGAAGUAGCCUGUAUGCCGCACGCUUCCCGGUUUCUUGGAAAUCACAACGAUCGGGAGGUCUGAGAUACGAAAGACUGUGGGGUUUCAUGAUUGUCUGUCAAAAGAUGGAGGUCGGAGCUCUCCCAGAGAUGUCAUCGCUUUUUAAACUGCGCAGGAUUCCUGAGUGGGCAAGAGCUCUUUCUUUCUUAACUACAAGGGCUGUGUCUUGUCUAUUUACAAUGGCAAAUUAUUCCGCAU